AUGGCUAACCGCAUGACGCCUGCUGGCGCGAGGAGUACGGGCGGCAGCAAAAGUUAUCCUGUGAUAGUCUUCCUGCACGGCGAGAGCUACGAGUGGAACUCGGGCAAUCCGUACGACGGCUCGGUGCUGGCCAGUUACGGCGGAUUGGUCGUCGUCACCGUCAACUACAGGCUCGGUAUUUUAGGUUUUCUGAACGUCAAUACGGACGCGCACCUGCGCUCGCCGGCCAACUACGGAUUGAUGGACCAGAUAGCGGCGCUGCACUGGGUACAGGAGAACAUCGCCUUCUUCGGGGGCGAUCCGAAAAACGUGACGCUGGUCGGCCACGGUACCGGGGCAGCCUGCGUCAACUUUCUCAUGACGAGCCGAGCCGUGCCCGAUGGUCUACUAUUUCAUCGGGGCGUACUCAUGUCUGGAAGUGCGCUUUCACCCUGGGCUCUUAUAAGAGGGGCUGCCAAUUACGCGACUCAAGUUGCCAAGAAUCUCAAUUGUUCGACGACGGGGGACUCGCAGGCGCUGCUCACGUGCCUGAGGGAGGUGCCGCUGUCGCAACUGCUGGCCGUCCCCGUGCGGGGCCUCGAGUUCGCUCCGGCGUUCGGGCCGAGCAUCGACGGCGUCGUCAUCGAUCCCGGCGAGCCCGAGGACCAGGACUACACGCUUCAAGUCGACACGAUCAAUACGCUCAACAAUAUUCUGCUGAGGAAGGACGUCGUCGCCAAACUGUCGAGGUACGACCUGAUGGUGGGCGUCGUGAGGUCCGAGGCGUACUUCUCGCUGACGGCUGACGACGCGCAAUACGGCAUCGAGGCCGACCGCCGCAUGAAGAUACUGCGCGAGUUCGUGAGGAACACGUACACGUAUCACCAGCCGGAAAUUCUCGCCACCAUCAUCAACGAGUACACCGACUGGGAGAAGCCCGUUCAGCAUCCUGUUAACAUAAGAGACGAGACGCUCGAGGCGCUCGGCGACGCCAACACAGUAGCACCGGCCACGCGCACCGCCGAUCUCCACAGCCAGUCCCAUCGGAACUCUUACCUCUACGUAUUCGACUACCAGACGAAAUUUGGCGACUACCCGCAGAGGCAAGGAUGCAUUCAUGGAGAGGAACUGCCUUAUUUUUUCGGUGCACCACUGGUCGCCGGACUCGCACACUGGCCAAAGAAUUACACGAGGACCGAGGUCGGCCUCUCAGAAAGUGUGAUACUCUAUUUGGCCAACUUCGCUAGGACUGGAAAUCCAAACGAAGGAACCCCCGAGCCGGGCUCUCCAGUGUCCAGACCGGAAAGAUCGAAACUCAAAAAUCUCGAGUGGACUGCCUACGAAGCAGUUCAUAAAAAAUACAUCAGCAUAGAUAUCAAAUCAAAGCUGAAAAAUCACUACAGAGCUCACAGACUGUCGUUCUGGUUGAACUUGGUGCCAGAUCUGCACAAGCCUGGCUCCGACGACGUUCCCAGAUCUCAUCACCUAUUGGACGCCGAGCAGGUACCUCCGCGAUUCAUUCAGAGGCUACCAUCGACCUCGACGCGCGCCACCACCGUGGAAGCGACGAGCCCGACCCCGACGAACGUCACCACGGUCCAGCCGAGCGAGCUGGCCUACGAGGAGUCGACGCCCCAGCCGGAGGACGGCUUCGCCGCCUACAGCACCGCCCUGAGCGUCACCAUCGCCAUCGGCUGCAGCCUGCUGAUACUCAACGUGCUGAUAUUCGCCGGCGUCUACUAUCAGCGCGACAAGAAUAAUCAGCAGCCGCCACCGAACGGCAGCAGCAACAGCGGCAGCAACUAUCCCAAGAAGAGGCAGGAAAACGGACAGAUGCCCAACAAUAUAUGCGGUGAACUCGGUGGGUACACCAGUCUAACUCGACAGCUUUUAUUUUACCUAUAUUAUAGCGUGAUUAUCACCCUGCUUUUUCGAAUACAAAAUAGAUUCCAGCAGUCUAUCAUUUAUGAAAAUUCAUUCGUCCAGGGCAAAGGGUCUCUAGCCGGCAGCGGUGGCGGGCAUCACGUGUCGAUCGAGCGCCACCACCACAUGCAGCACCAUCACCUGCCGCCGGCCGUGUUCGCCGAUCCGCCCAACAAUCAUCAUCACAAUCACGGCAUCUCGGUGCCGAUGCCGCCGCCCCCGCCCAAGAACGCCAAGCCGAGCAUCAUCGCGACCAGCGACAAGCUCCAGUCUAAUCAGCUGCUGCAGCAGCAGCAAAAUCUCAUCAUCAGUCCGAACCAUUUGCAGCAGGUCGAGAUGGGCAUGUCCAUGCAACAAGCCGGCAGCUCGAGUACCUUGAAGAGGCAGCAGCAACAUCAUCAUCAGCUUGCCAAUCAGCAGCAGCAGCAGCAGCAGCAACAUCAUCAACAGCAGCAGCAGACCAUAAUGGAGGAGCUCAGAGUCUGAGAUACGAUGACUCGCCACGAGUGCGUCGAG
Messenger RNA from Trichogramma pretiosum, 2418 nucleotides. RefSeq names its product neuroligin-1 (gene NLG-3). Gene Ontology annotation, biological process: chemical synaptic transmission; postsynaptic membrane assembly; modulation of chemical synaptic transmission. NCBI's taxonomy places the organism in Eukaryota, Metazoa, Arthropoda, Insecta, Hymenoptera, Trichogrammatidae. The transcript is spliced from 13 exons. Gene Ontology annotation, cellular component: synapse; postsynaptic membrane; cell surface. Gene Ontology annotation, molecular function: neurexin family protein binding; signaling receptor activity. Bases 1 to 2388 code for a protein of 795 amino acids. The record is from RefSeq and is a predicted model, not a curated record.